Messenger RNA from Oncorhynchus nerka (sockeye salmon), 3960 nucleotides. It is a transcript of the gene nek11, whose product is annotated as NIMA-related kinase 11. Bases 390 to 2288 code for a protein of 632 amino acids. Gene Ontology annotation, molecular function: ATP binding; protein kinase activity. The record is from RefSeq and is a predicted model, not a curated record. The transcript has 16 exons. Gene Ontology annotation, biological process: protein phosphorylation. Lineage: Eukaryota; Metazoa; Chordata; Actinopteri; Salmoniformes; Salmonidae.
UAAUAGUAGGUCUAUCUACAGUGCAUUCGGGAAAGUAGUCAGUCCCCUUGACCUUUUCCACAUUCUAAAAUUGAUUAAAUGGUGGGUUCACCUUCCAACAGGACAACGAACUUAAGCACACAGCCAAGAGAACGCAGGAGAGCUUCAGGACAAGUCUCUGAAUGUCCUUGACCCGGACUUGAACCCGAUCGAACAUCUCUGGAGAGACCUGAAAAUAAUUGUGCAGCAAUGCUCCCCAUCCAACCUGGCAGAGCUUGAGAGGAUUUGCAGAGAAGAAUGGGAGAAACUUCCCAAAUACAGAUGUGCCACGCUUGUAGCGUCAUACUUAAGAAGACGCGAGGCUGUAAUCUCUGCCAAAGUUAAUUCUCCUGUAAGAAUCCCGCAACAAGAUGCCCAAGUUUGAGGAGCUAGAAGCCCAUUCAUCCUUCCGUGUCCACUGCCCCUCCACACCUAUAACUCCUGUCCCCAGCGACCUGAUUGCCAAAAGAUACAGCAUCCUACAGAGAUUGGGCAGAGGGAGUUUCAGCACUGUUUACCUCGUUCAAGACACUAGAGCAAGGGAUGGGGAGAAACUUAAGGUGCUGAAGGAGAUCCCUCUGGGGGACCUGCGUCCUAACGAGACAGUCCAGGCAUCCCAGGAGGCUCAGCUCCUGUCCCAGCUCCACCACCCAGCCAUCAUCACUUUCUACAGCAGCUUUCUGCAUAGAGACUCCUUCUGCAUCAUCACUGAGUACUGUGAGGACAGGGACUUGGACUGUCAUCUGGAGGAAGUGAGAGAAGCAGGGCAGAGCUUGCCUGAGACCCAGGUCACUGAUUGGCUGAUCCAGCUGCUGCUUGGACUCCACUACAUGCAUAACAGGCGCAUCCUCCACAGAGAUCUGAAGGCCAAAAAUAUCUUCCUGAAAAGGAACAUAGUUAAAAUCGGUGAUUUUGGGGUGUCCUGUCUGCUGAUGGGGUCAUGUGACCUGGCCACCACCUUCACGGGCACGCCUUACUACAUGAGCCCUGAAGUCCUGAACCACCACGGUUACGACUCCAAGUCUGAUAUCUGGGCCAUAGGCUGUAUCCUGUAUGAGAUGUGUUGCCUGUCACACGCCUUUGAAGGACACAACUUCUUGUCAGUUGUGAUGAAGAUAGUGGAGGGAGAAACCCCCAGACUGACAGCCAGAUACUCUCUGGAGCUCAACACACUCAUGCAAAGGAUGCUGGAGAAAACCCCAUCAUCUAGGCUCUCUGCUGCAGAAGCUCUGAAGACAAAAUUCAUUGAGGACAGUAUGCAGAUCUUAAAACACAAGUUCUGUAGUCUGACACUGAGAGAUAAGACAUCAGUGGGAGAAAGAGACGCAGCACAGAUACUGAAAGCGGUGCAGAGAAAGGUGCACCUUCAGACACUGAGGGAGAAGUCAGAGCUAGACAGAAUGACCCCCAGGGAGAGAAUGAGGCUGAGGAAACUGCAGGCUGCCGACGACAAGGCCAGGAGGCUUAGGAGACUUGCUGAGGAGAAAUACCAGGAAAACCACUUCCGAAUGCAGGAGCUGAGGAGCCGCCAUUUCGAGAAAGUCAGUUUGGACGUCUUGAAUGAGAGUGCAGGAGAUGCAGUCCACCAGACUGCACCAAUUACAGCUGAGGAUUACCGGUCGCUGGGUUGCUCACAGCCAAUGAGGAGGCAGCAGCAGGACAAGAUGCGAAUGUCUGAGCCAGUAGGGCGUGAGAUCCCCGAGGACCCUCAGACUGCAGAGGUGUAUUAUUACAUGGAUGGAUUUGAGUCCUGCACUGAUGAAGAGGAGGAGGAAAGAGAGGAAGGGGACACCGUGACCUCAGAAACCCUCUGUCAUUCCUAUGGACAGGACAGCGACCUGGAGGCCAUGAUGAGACACAUGGAGCAGGUUCUGGAAGGAGAGCUCAGCGUGGCUGAAGCAGUGCCAGAAGAGGGCCAGUGGGUCCCCAUGGGGCCUCCAGUCAUCAACAGCACCAUGGCUGAGACAAGGAUUCAGCGCAUGACUGAGUCAGUGUCCCGUCGGCUGGGUCUAACCGUCUUCCAGAGGGUGUAUAACUACCUGAAGGGAGCCAGGGAGAGGCAGGAGGAUGAGGGGAGCAUCAGACAGGCCCUCAGCAGCCUGGUGGAGAGGCCCAGUGAUGGCUUUGAAGUGGACCAACUACUGUACUACGAGGAGCAGCUUCAGGGAGCCAGAGAGGGAGCCAGAGAGGGAGACAGAGAGGGAGACAGAGGGAGUCAGAGAGGGAGCCAGAGAGGGAGCCUGGUGAAAAACAUGUCUGACACUGACUAACCUGCGAUCAUGUUGCCUAUCCAAGCAUUUCAGAAAGAGCACAUGUUGUUGCUCUCCAGGACCAGGGUUGGUGACCUAGUAGAUCAACAGAGAUGACAGACAUUUACUUCAUGAUAGACCAGGGUUGGUGACCUAGUAGAUCAACAGAGAUGACGGACAUUUAAUUCAUGAUAGACCAGGGUUGGUGACCUAGUAGAUCAACAGAGAUGACGGACAUUUACUUCAUGAUAGACCAGGGUUGGUGACCUAGUAGAUCAACAGAGAUGACGGACAUUUACUUCAUGAUAGACCAGGGUUGGUGACCUAGUAGAUCAACAGAGAUGACGGACAUUUACUUCAUGAUAGACCAGGGUUAGUGACCUAGUAGAUCAACAGAGAUGACGGACAUUUACUUCAUUAUAGACCAGGGUUGGUGACCUAGUAGAUCAACAGAGAUGACGGACAUUUACUUCAUGAUAGACCAGGGUUGGUGACCUAGUAGAUCAACAGAGAUGACGGACAUUUACUUCAUGAUAGACCAGGGUUGGUGACCUAGUAGAUCAACAGAGAUGACGGACAUUUACUUCAUGAUAGACCAGGGUUGGUGACCUAGUAGAUCAACAGAGAUGACAGACAUUUACUUCAUGAUAGACCAGGGUUGGUGACCUAGUAGAUCAACAGAGAUGACGGACAUUUACUACAUGAUAGACCAGGGUUGGUGACCUAGUAGAUCAACAGAGAUGACAGACAUUUACUUCAUGAUAGACCAGGGUUGGUGACCUAGUAGAUCAACAGAGAUGACAGACAUUUACUUCAUGAUAGACCAGGGUUGGUGACCUAGUAGAUCAACAGAGAUGACGGACAUUUACUUCAUGAUAGACCAGGGUUGGUGACCUAGUAUAUCAACAGAGAUGACGGACAUUUACUUCAUGAUAGACCAGGGUUGGUGACCUAGUAGAUCAACAGAGAUGACAGACAUUUACUUCAUGAUAGACCAGGGUUGGUGACCUAGUAGAUCAACAGAGAUGACGGACAUUUACUUCAUGAUAGACCAGGGUUGGUGACCUAGUAGAUCAACAGAGAUGACAGACAUUUACUUCAUGACAGACCAGGGUUGGUGACCUAGUAGAUCAACAGAGAUGACAGACAUUUACUUCAUGAUAGACCAGGGUUGGUGACCUAGUAGAUCAACAGAGAUGACGGACAUUUACUUCAUGAUAGACCAGGGUUGGUGACCUAGUAGAUCAACAGAGAUGACAGACAUUUACUUCAUGAUAGACCAGGGUUGGUGACCUAGUAGAUCAACAGAGAUGACAGACAUUUACUUCAUGAUAGACCAGGGUUGGUGACCUAGUAGAUCAACAGAGAUGACGGACAUUUACUUCAUGAUAGACCAGGGUUGGUGACCUAGUAUAUCAACAGAGAUGACGGACAUUUACUUCAUGAUAGACCAGGGUUGGUGACCUAGUAGAUCAACAGAGAUGACAGACAUUUACUUCAUGAUAGACCAGGGUUGGUGACCUAGUAGAUCAACAGAGAUGACGGACAUUUACUUCAUGAUAGACCAGGGUUGGUGACCUAGUAGAUCAACAGAGAUGACAGACAUUUACUUCAUGAUAGACCAGGGUUGGUGACCUAGUAGAUCAACAGAGAUGACAGACAUUUACUUCAUGAUAGAACAGGGUUGGUGACC